Molecule: messenger RNA, 1366 nt
Organism: Cuscuta epithymum
Lineage: Eukaryota; Viridiplantae; Streptophyta; Magnoliopsida; Solanales; Convolvulaceae
Source: the annotation of a GenBank genome assembly
CCUUCCAUCCCGUGACCUCCUUGAACCAAACAGGGGCAACUCCCUCCUUUUUCACGCGAAGAGCUUCCCCUGUUCCCUCCCAACUGAAACCCUAUGCAGCCGCAAUUUCUCCGUGGUCUCUCUCUACAAUGCACCACCCCCGCUGCCGUUCCUCUCUCAGCUCCUUCAUCUGGCGGUUCCUCCUUCUCCCCCUGCCGCAAUAGUUACCGAAGGAUACCCUCUUCAUCUAUUUCGCUCCCGUAUAGACCCUUUGAACUUCCAAGAAUUACCGGUGGAGUCAAACCUAUGACUUUAAACUCUUCGCUCUCCAAUCAGUCUGGAACUGCUGACUCGGGACUGUCCUACGAUGAUCUCGAUCGCUUCGCCCAUGUUGGAAACAAAAUGGCCAACGCUGCCGGAGAUGUCAUUCGCAGUUACUUCCGGAAGAGCAUUGACAUCCAUGACAAAGAAGAUUUGAGUCCGGUUACUAUUGCUGAUCAAGCGGCUGAAGAUGCAAUGGUGAAGAUAGUUCAGGAAAAUUUCCCUUCUCAUGCGAUAUAUGGUGAGGAGAAUGGAUGGAAAUCUAAAGAGGAGGUUGCUGACUUUGUCUGGGUUUUAGAUCCAAUAGAUGGGACAAAGAGUUUUAUUACUGGGAAACCCGUUUUUGGAACUCUCAUAGCUUUGUUGUACAGAGGCAAACCGAUUCUUGGCAUAAUUGAUCAACCUGUCUUAAGAGAAAGGUGGAUCGGAGUAAGUGGGAGGUGUACUACUUUUAAUGGGGAAGAAGUUCGCACACGAAGUUGUGAAAAUAUUUCACAAGCCUACCUGUAUGUUUAGAUUACACAACCAGCCCACAUUUUUUCUAUGGAGAAGCUGAGCCUGCUUUUGCUCGAGUUAGAAAUAAGGUAAAAGUGCCACUCUAUGGAUGUGAUUGCUAUGCCUAUGCACUUUUGGCCUCUGGAUUUGUAGAUCUUGUUAUCGAGUCUGGACUCAAGCCAUAUGAUUUCCUUGCACUGAUACCAGUUAUAGAAGGUGCUGGUGGAGUUAUCACAGACUGGAAAGGGGACCAACUUAGUUGGGAAGCUUCCUUGGGGUCACCUGCCACAAGCUUCAACGUGGCAGCAGCUGGGGACAACCGAGUUCAUCAACAAGCACUGGACUCUUUACAGUGGCAUUGAAGGAGUAGAUGCUGGUUUUCAAACUAGACAGAUCUCAUAUUUAGCUAAUUAAGUUAUUUACGAAGAAUCCCUCCUUUUCAUGGCCUUACCUUUUGUAUCGUAAUCUUAUUAAUCAUUAGAUCAGACGUGUUUUAUUAAUUAAUAGUCUUAUGCUGCACAAAAUCAUUCCGAGCCCAUGGAUAUUAUGGGAAAGUGGAAGUGAUAUUUUG